This is a messenger RNA of Acipenser ruthenus (sterlet), 1899 nucleotides long. It is a transcript of the gene dus2, whose product is annotated as dihydrouridine synthase 2. Gene Ontology annotation, molecular function: tRNA binding; flavin adenine dinucleotide binding; tRNA dihydrouridine synthase activity. Gene Ontology annotation, cellular component: cytoplasm. Lineage: Eukaryota; Metazoa; Chordata; Actinopteri; Acipenseriformes; Acipenseridae. The record is from RefSeq and is a predicted model, not a curated record. The transcript is spliced from 16 exons. Gene Ontology annotation, biological process: tRNA dihydrouridine synthesis. Bases 193 to 1683 code for a protein of 496 amino acids.
UGAUGACGUUAUUUCCGUGUGUCGCCAGGAAGUAACGUCAUUUCGAGCCCACGUGUUUCUCCAGCUGGUUGGUUGUACUAGUAGCUGUGGAAUUCAGUUUGUGAAAGUACAGUUCGUAACGGGAGGUGAGAACCCUUCAAUUAAACGAUUCAGAAAUUAUUCAGCUGUACAGGCUUUGUUGAUAUCGUAAUAAUGUUAAAUAAUAUGAAAGAAGAGAUGAUCAAGCAGCCAGUGAGCAGACUGUGCUUCCGCAGCAAGGUGGCGCUGGCCCCGAUGGUGAGAGUGGGCACUCUACCGAUGAGGCUUCUGGCUCUGGACUAUGGAGCUGACAUCGUGUACUGUGAGGAACUAAUUGAUAUCAAAAUGCAGCAGUGCAGGAGGGUCGUCAACGAGGUGCUUGAGACCGUGGAUUUCGUAGCGCCUGAAGAGAGGGUAAUGUUCCGUACCUGCGAAAGAGAAAAGGAUCACGUGGUCUUCCAGAUGGGCACUGCUGACCCAGAGAGAGCCUUAGCAGUUGCAAAGCUAGUUGAGAAUGAUGUAGCUGCAAUUGAUGUCAACAUGGGUUGCCCUAAAGAAUAUUCAACCAAGGGUGGCAUGGGAGCGGCACUGUUAUCAGACCCCGACAGGAUUGAGAGGAUUCUGAGAACCCUUGUCAAAGGAGUUUCAAAGCCAGUGACCUGUAAAAUUCGAAUCCUGCCUUCGCUUGAAGAUACUAUAAGACUUGUCCAGCGGAUUGAACGGACUGGAGUGGCAGCGAUUGCAGUUCAUGGAAGGCAAAAGGAGGAGAGACCCCAGCAUCCUGUCCACUGUGAUGUCAUCAAAGCGGUCGCUGAGGCAGUUUCUAUUCCUGUUAUAGCAAACGGGGGAUCUCAAGACUGCAUUAAAGUGCAUUCGGAUAUCGAAGCCUUCCGAGCAGCUACCGGCGCGUCUGCGGUGAUGCUGGCGAGAGCGGCCAUGUGGAACCCCUCCAUCUUCAGGAGAGACGGCCCCCUGCCUCUGGAGCAGGUCAUCGGAGAAUACAUCCGAUACGCUAUCCGCUACGAUAACCACACCUUCAACACCAAGUACUGCCUCUGCCAGAUGCUAAGGGAGAAGCUGGAAUCACCACAGGGCAAGAAGCUGCACUCUGCACAGUCCCACAGAGAAAUCUGCGAGGCCUUUGAUUCAGUAGAGUACUACAAGGAAACCACCGCCAUGCUGGAGGCUCGGUCAGCAGCCGAAGCCAGGAGGCACCACACAGACGACCAGCUCGAGGAUACAGAUGUGACCACAAUGACAGUCCGCUUUGACAGACGAGACUACCCUCCUCAAAUCACACCCAAAAUGUUUUUACUGGAGUGGAACCGAAGCGAGCAGCUCCCACAGCCUGUGUAUGAAACUGUACAAAGACCUCUGGACAGAUUUUUUCGUUCCACGGUAACAGUUGCAAACAAGAAAUACAGAUCCACAGCCUGGGAUAAAUCGAAGAAGCUGGCUGAGCAAACCGCAGCUAUCGUCUGUCUCAGGACCCUGGGGCUUCCAGAGGGGAGGAUCGGCGAGGAGGAGAGCAACCUAGUGAAGAAGCGCAAGAGAGAGGAAAAAACGGAGUGCAGCGGAUCUGCUGAGAGCGCAGAAGAGUCUGGGCAUGCGGCGAAUAAAAGAAACCAUGUGCUGAGUACCCCUGAGUCAGAGGUGCCCCGAUAGGAGACUGCCUGUCUCUCUACAGUAUACAGUACAGAGGGGACUGCCUGGAUCAGCCUGGACUCUACAGCGUACAGACAGAGGGCACUGCCUCCUGGAUAAUGAGUUGCCUCACACUGCUGCUUUAAUGAGGGAUUUUGAGGGUUUUAUCUAUAGUCUGCAGAAUAUAUCAUGUAUUUGUAUUAUUAUUGUUUAAAAAUCUGAAGGCGAUGGUCUGCA